UAGAUCAACCAACUAUCUAUCUGCUGGUUGUAAUUUAUACACACACAAUCUGUAUCUAUAUAAAUCUAUUCAUCUCUGCUCUUCGAUAAAAAUCAUCUCUCUCUCUCGCAGCAAGUGUGAUUCGUGAAUAUGGCUCAAACUCAAGAAGAAGAGAUUGUUUUAGGCACUGCCAGCCCUGUUACAUCCGAUCACAAACGCAAGCACGACGAUUUGGAGUCCGACUCACUCCCACUCGCUCCUGAAUUGAACGGUAACUCGGAGCCUGACUCGGUUAGGAAAAUUGACGAGGUGGAGGAUGACAGCGAGGCCAAACGACAGCGUUUGGAUGAUAAGGAUGACGUGUCAGUAACGGCGGCGGAGAAUGGACACCAAGAGAGGGAAAAUGUUCCCGAGGAGGUCGGUGUAGAAAGUUUGACUCCUGCUGAGGAUGAUCAACAAGUAGCUGAAGAUGAAGCUGCCACUGGAGAAGUGGCCAAGCAGGUUAAUGAUGAGGAGUUGGCUGCUGAACAUCAACAGUACCAUGCUGCUCAUGAGAAUGAUAAACUGGAAAAUGCGGAAGAAAAAGCAGCUUCCGAUGGUGAACCUUUGAAAAACCCAGAACAAGUUGAGGCGCCUUCUGCUGAUAUUUCUCAACAGGAACUUGUCACUUCCGCUCAGAAUCAAGACAUGUCGGAAGGGAAAAGUAUGUCACGCAAAAUGGAAGUUCCCAAUAAUAAGGUUGGAGUUCUUAUUGGUAAGGCUGGGGAUACAAUUAGGUACCUCCAGUACAAUUCUGGUGCAAGGAUUCAGAUCACAAGGGAUGCCGAGGCUGAUCCUCAUUCUGGUAGCAGGCCUGUUGAACUGAUAGGAACUUUGGAAAAUAUAAUAAAAGCUGAGAAACUUAUCAAGGAUGUCAUAGCCGAGGCUGAUGCUGGAGGAUCCCCUGCUCUUGUAGCUAGGGGUUUUAACACGGUUCAAGCUGCUGGAGCUGGAGAACAAAUCCAGAUACAAGUUCCUAAUGAGAAAGUUGGUCUAAUCAUUGGAAAAGGUGGUGAGACAAUCAAAAAUCUGCAGACGAGGUCAGGAGCACGCAUUCAGCUGAUACCACAACAUUUACCCGAAGGGGAUCAAUCAAAAGAAAGGACUGUGAGAGUGACCGGUGAUAAGAAACAGAUUGAGUUGGCAAGAGAGAUGAUAAAGGAAGUUAUGGAUCAGAUGGUAAGGCCAUCGUCUAUUUCCGGUGGUUAUAAUCAACAUCAGAAUUCUCGUCCUCUUGGUCCUGCUGCUCAUUGGGGGCCCAGAGGUCAUUCUUCCCAGCAAGGUGGUUAUGACUAUCAGCAACGUGGACCCUACCAAUCUCACAAUCAGCAGUAUCCGCAUCAGCCAUAUGGAAAUUAUCCUCCACAACAAAUGGGUCCACGAAGCAAUGUUGGCUGGGAACAAAGGCCACAUGGACCUCAUGGUGGCUAUGAUUACUAUGGUGGGCCUGGUCAUGCAUCUGAUGCUUCAAAACCUAUUCAUACUCAUGCACCAGGUCCUUCACCUAUGAUGGGUCCACCACCUUCACAGCCAAAUUAUAACUAUGGACAGCCACAAGGUGGAGACUAUGGACAGCCUCCUUAUUCCCAGACCACUCCACCUGUACAGAGCUAUGGUCAGGGGUACAAUGAAACCAAAUAUGAUAAUCAGGGAGCCAUGCAACAGCCGUAUGGGGGGCAUGUUGCUCCACAGCAACCGUCUGCUUUUCCUCAGGGUACUGCACCAGGCUAUGGUCAGCAGGAUCAAUAUGGAAGGCCGCCAUCAUUUGGCAUGCCACAACAGGGACCUCAGGUCCAAUCCUAUGGCCAACCUAGAGCUGCCCAACCUGCCAAUAUGCCGUAUCAAGGUCCCAUUUCCUCUUAUGGUCAGGCUGCCCCAACCCAACAGCCUUACCCUUAUGCAUCUGGCGGACAAAUGCAGCAAACAUAUCCUCCUUACAGUUCUGCACCUGCUGUAGAUGCGUAUAAUCAGCCAUUAGCUACGGCAGCUGCAGGUUAUCCACAGCAAGGUGUGCAACCUGUUUCAGGGUAUGGCCAGGCUGGGGUGCAGCAGGCUUCUGGAUAUGCUCAGGCUGGAACAACUGGAGCUUAUGUUCAGUAUCCAUCAUCACAACCAGGUUAUACUGAACAAGCUGCCCCAAACACUGCCGCUGCUUAUGGGGCGUAUCAGGGGACUGAAGAUCCAGCCUAUAGUGGUGCUCCUGCUGCAUCUUAUGGUGCACAACCUGUUGUGCAGCCUACAUAUUCUCAACCAGCUACGGCUCAGCCAGUAUAUGAUCAAUCAGUCCCCCAGUCAGGCGGCUAUGCAACUGCUCCAGCUGCUUAUCGUUGAGAAUAAGCAUGGAGCUUUCCUUAGUAUGAUGCAAGCAGAUGUACGGUGCUUAACCUUGAGAAUUUUGAUUAUGUGAUGUCAACUAGCCAAACUCUAUUUCAGACUAGAUACUAUUGUUGUCUGUUUUAGUUAAUUCUAGAGAUGUUGUCAAUUUAGAUAGCCAUUUCCCUUGAUUUUCUGACCAGAUAAUCCAGUGCAAAUCUUCUAUGAAUAUCUAAAGUUGGCACUA
This is a messenger RNA of Daucus carota subsp. sativus, 2578 nucleotides long. RefSeq lists its product as uncharacterized. NCBI's taxonomy places the organism in Eukaryota, Viridiplantae, Streptophyta, Magnoliopsida, Apiales, Apiaceae. Gene Ontology annotation, biological process: regulation of gene expression. The transcript has 7 exons. The record is from RefSeq and is a predicted model, not a curated record. Gene Ontology annotation, molecular function: mRNA binding. Gene Ontology annotation, cellular component: cytoplasm. Bases 130 to 2349 code for a protein of 739 amino acids.